AUGUACGCUUGUCUCAUUACGCUGUUUGCAGUGAGCGAAUGCAAAAACAACCCUUGCUCGCUACAUAUGAUGCCAUUACCUGGAACAAAUCCAUAUGUUAGAACUGAUCAGAACGGUCAUAGUUGUAGGAGCCAUAUUAAAAUAGCUGUCUGCAAAGGUUAUUGUCUUUCUCAAGAGUUUGGAACACACGAAUUCCCUCAUAGAAAGCAAAAUAGUAAUGUUUGCGUACAAGAAGGUGGCUUUCUCGAAACAGUAGAAAUGGAUGAAUGUGAUCCAGAAGCCGACCAAUCAAUUCGAACUUACAGAGUACUUCGAAAUAGCACCUGUACAUGCAAAAAAUGUGAUAGUGCGUCAAUGAUGUGCUUAAAAAACAGUUUAAUCGAUUAG
Enterobius vermicularis (human pinworm) is the source of this 387-nucleotide messenger RNA. Lineage: Eukaryota; Metazoa; Nematoda; Chromadorea; Rhabditida; Oxyuridae. The record is from the annotation of a GenBank genome assembly.